UUAGGACGUCCUGUCACUGGCCCAAUGGCAUCUCCCAGAACUGUAACCAUUGUGGCUCUCUCGGUGGCUCUGGGGCUUUUCUUUGUUUUCAUGGGGACGAUCAAAUUGACCCCAAGGCUCAGCAAAGAUGCCUACAAUGAGAUGAAACGAGCCUACAAAAGUUACGUCCGGGCCCUUCCCAUAUUGAAGAAGAUGGGAGUCAGCUCAAUCCUUCUCCGCAAGAGCAUUGGUGCCCUGGAGGUGGCAUGUGGAAUUGUCAUGACACUGGUGCCUGGACGCCCCAAGGACGUGGCCAACUUUUUCCUCCUGCUUCUCGUGCUCGCUGUGCUCUUUUUUCACCAGUUAGUGGGUGACCCACUCAAGCGCUAUGCCCACGCCCUGGUCUUUGGGAUCCUGCUCACUUGCCGCCUACUGAUCGCCCGCCAGCCUGAGGAGCAGCCACCUGAGAAGAGGAUCCUGUUGGUGAAUGGUGAUGAGCAGCCACUUGCCCACGAGGCAGCUCCUGAGAAAGGCAAAGUAAAGGUGUCUUAGAGGAAUGCAUUUGAGGGACACGGACCCUCCAGGCAGCUCUCUCUUAAAAAAAAAAAAAAGUCAGUUUUUUAAUUCUUUUUUGUUUUGUUUUGUUUGUUUAAAAGGUUGCAUUAGGGGCUUAGGAAAAACAGUAUGUCAGCCAAUCACCACAUGAUGGCUUGUGCAACCCGAACACCAUAGAACUACCCUCUUCCCUAACCGUAUACAUCCACACUGUCUUUUAAUUAGUCCAUGGGGGAAAAACGUACCUUGUUGAGUGUGUGUUCAUGGGAGGGAGCCCCUACUCAGAACCACCUCUGUGACAAGUCUUCUGUGUGGACUGGUUAUGGGGAAAAAGUUCUGUGAUCCCUUUAUACCUCACCUGCCUGGGUUUCCCCUUUUGCACGGGGUUUAACACUAGAGCAAUGAACUGGACAGAGAAACUAUUUUUCCUGCUUCCCAUGACCAAUUGUUGCAUCACUCUCUCAGUGAAGAAUAAGGAUUAUGGAUUAGAACUGUCCAAAGGUUGGUAUUUGCCCAGUAAUAAACCCACAUACCUGUUGCUGGCAAAAAGAGCAGCCAUGGUCAGUGUCUCCCUCCAAAAAUAAAUAAAUAAAUAAAUACAUUCCCUUUCCUGCCAACUGCUCACCAAGACUUUACGGAAUUGCCAGCUAUUGUUAUGGGUGUUAUGGGUGCCCAGGAUCCUCAUUCCACAUUCACACAGGAGGUCAUGGAGCAAGUAGGGGAGCAGUCUUGUCACAAAGAGCCUGAUUCUCUCUGUUAUAUCUGAAAAUUUGGGAGAUGCAUUUAAAUUUUAUUACUUUUCUUGGUAUUUGUCUCCGUGUUGUUGUUUUUUAAUUACUCAUGAAAAUAAACUUUUUGAAAUUUGGAGGAAAA
This is a messenger RNA of Mauremys reevesii (Reeves's turtle), 1407 nucleotides long. RefSeq names its product transmembrane protein 35A (gene TMEM35A). The record is from RefSeq and is a predicted model, not a curated record. Gene Ontology annotation, biological process: positive regulation of protein localization to cell surface; chaperone-mediated protein complex assembly. Gene Ontology annotation, molecular function: acetylcholine receptor regulator activity. The transcript has 2 exons. Bases 25 to 531 code for a protein of 168 amino acids. Gene Ontology annotation, cellular component: endoplasmic reticulum. Lineage: Eukaryota; Metazoa; Chordata; Testudines; Geoemydidae.